CGAAGCAAUACCCAUGUGCAGAGGUCCGCUGCUUCGAUUAUAUAAAGGGUAGGAAGUAUCUUUACACCUCAGUACAAUCUUCAACCAAAUUACUACAAAGAAACCUCAUCAGACCAUUACCACCUCAUCAACACCAGUUUAUCAUAAAAAUCUGUCAAAAUGGCAAGCUUCGGUCCCAACACCAUCGCCCAAGUCGUGACCGUCACCCCCAAGCCCGAUAAGCUUGAAGAAGUAAGUUUAUUUGUUCCCGGGCGAUCCCAAGUCUUUUUAUCGUCUCAAAAUAUUGCAAUAUGAUGACACUAUUUCUAACACAAAUCUCAACAGGCUCUUGCCCAAGGGGUUAAGUUUGCUAAAGCUGUCGAGGAUGCCGAACCCGGGUGUUUGGUGUACAAAGUUUCAAAGACUAAACCAUUGACGGGUGAUGGUCCAGAACAAGUUGUUAUGACUAUGGUGUAAGUAGUCCUACCUUUCUUUUUCUUCGUAGCUACCCUUCGUCCUUCCCACCACAUUAUUUCUGCGCCUUUGCUAGCUCAACCUUGAUACUUCAUCCUUCCUCUUUUCCGUACCCCAGUACUAUGGGCUGACCAGAUUUUGAUAGAUUCAAAGACGAGGCAGCAUUGAAAGCUCAUGAGGAGAGUGCUCAUGUUCAAACAUACAAGGCCGAGGGCAAGACAGCAGAUUUAUUGACUGGACUACCUGAUGCUAGAGUUAUUAUUCCUGCUGGAGGAUUCACCAGGGCUUAAUUUAGAGGCUUGGUUCGGUUUCUUGUCCUUAAAAAUCUUAUUGUACUUUUUACAUGUUCAAUAAAGCGAUUGUCGACCGAAGCGAUCUGAAU
Molecule: messenger RNA, 835 nt
Organism: Sclerotinia trifoliorum
Lineage: Eukaryota; Fungi; Ascomycota; Leotiomycetes; Helotiales; Sclerotiniaceae
Source: the annotation of a GenBank genome assembly